Molecule: messenger RNA, 694 nt
Organism: Culex quinquefasciatus (southern house mosquito)
Lineage: Eukaryota; Metazoa; Arthropoda; Insecta; Diptera; Culicidae
Gene: Pfdn1
Product: prefoldin subunit 1
Exons: 2
Coding region: 159-557 (132 amino acids)
Biological process (GO): protein folding
Cellular component (GO): cytoplasm; prefoldin complex
Molecular function (GO): protein folding chaperone
Source: RefSeq, a predicted model, not a curated record
UUUCAAUCUUCUUUUCAUCGCCGCACCAAAACGAGUGAAAAAAGAUCGGCAUUUCAGCAUUCGGCAACACAUGCCCGGUUUAUUCCAAAAUUAAUUAGAAAUUUGAAGCAAUCGGCCGUGUCUUCGUUCGUAAAAGUAUUCAUCCUCACACAACAACCAUGGACAUGGAAUUGAAAAAGGCCUUCACCGAGAUGCAGGUGAACAAGAUUGAGUCCACGAAGAAAAUCCGCCUGCUGGACAUGAAGACGGAUAGUUUGAAGGUAUCGAAGCAGCGGGUGGAGCUGACCAACAAGGAAGUCUCGCAGCUGAACGCCGACACCAAAGUUUACGCGUCGGUUGGCCGAAUGUUCGUCCUGUCGGAUGUGCCCUCGCUGACGGACGAGAUGAAGACCAAGCAGAGCAACUUUGAGGAACUCAUUGGCCAGUGCGAGAAGAACAAGGAAUUUCUGCUGAAGAAUCUGAGGGAGCAGGAGGAAAGCCUCCGGGAGUUGGUGCAGCAGAAGCGGACCGAGUCGUCGACGGCCAAGGAGAACGGCACCGAUGCCAAGAAGGAGUAGAUUUAUAAGCAACGGGUUUAAAUUUUGUUCUUAAGGAUGCAUUUCGGAUCAUUAAAUUGCUUUGCGGUUUGUAAGCGCUUCGGCUGAGUCUGAUAUUGUUCAACAACACCUAAAUAAACUCACGAUUCUUCUGCUAA